Messenger RNA from Gadus macrocephalus (Pacific cod), 1169 nucleotides. RefSeq names its product mesogenin 1 (gene msgn1). The record is from RefSeq and is a predicted model, not a curated record. Lineage: Eukaryota; Metazoa; Chordata; Actinopteri; Gadiformes; Gadidae. The coding region runs from base 432 to 887 and encodes 151 amino acids. Gene Ontology annotation, molecular function: DNA-binding transcription factor activity, RNA polymerase II-specific; protein dimerization activity; RNA polymerase II cis-regulatory region sequence-specific DNA binding. The transcript has a single exon. Gene Ontology annotation, biological process: mesoderm formation; regulation of transcription by RNA polymerase II. Gene Ontology annotation, cellular component: nucleus.
GGUUAAAGAAUACCUUUUUUAAUUGCACUGUGUCUUCUAGACUGCAGACACACGCAGGUCGCACUUGUCGGAGAGGUGUUAAACUCCAGGGGUAACAGUCAUUUGGUUCCUUCAUUAGACCAUCACAUCACACUGAGAAUUGUCCUCACGCCAACUAGGGCAGGCUUUUUCCCUCAAAGGGGAAUCUAAUUAUUUGUCUUUCUAUUACACAUUAUCCGUCUAUUUGGCCUUAUUCACACCCAGGUGACAACGAGAGAGGUUCUUGUUUUAGCACUUGAGUUUCUUUGAACUCGUCGCCUAACCUGCGAGCUCAUAAACCCGCGGAGAUCCUCUUCAGUAUAUACAGCCAGCAGCACUCUGAGGAUCGACUAUUUUUUGGUCUGAGGUCGACUGCGGCUCCACAGAAUCCAGUAGUUCAGGACCUUUCGGAUAUGGAUUGUCUGAACGACAUGGAAGUCGUUUCUGCCAAAAUGCUCGCAGAAUGGGACUGGAAGAAAGAAGAGAGCGCGUUUGGAGAUCAACAGGACUCACUGGAGUCCAACUCGCUGGGGUCCUCCUUCGACUCCAUAUGCUCCUCUCCCGAGGUGUCCUCGACCUCCAGCGGACAUCAGGGCUACCAGGACCUGUCGUUCAGCUUCACAAGUCGGAGCAAGGAUCCAUGCGCGACGCAACGGCAGACCAAACACAAGAUGUCGACCAAAAGACGCAUGAAGGCCAGCGAGAGGGAGAAGAUGCGGAUGAGGAGCCUCGCAGAGGCUCUGCACGAACUCCGGGACUACCUUCCACCUGACUACAGCAAGAGCGGACAGCCUUUGACCAAAAUACAGACCCUAAAAUACACCAUUGAAUACAUCAAUCAAUUGGAAGACCUUCUGAACCAUGCGUAACUGCUGGACACAUGUGUUACGCAUUACCCUGUUCAAAUAGUUUUUAUUUUUCUCUUUAGAUAUUGCAACGUGAUAAUAAUUUAAAAUGUGUGUUUUAUAAUAUGUUCCCCUUGUACAUAUUUUAGUGUGCAGUAAUUAAAUUAUGUAUUUUGUCCUUAUUAGGCUAAUAAAUUUACCCAUUUGUUUUAAAUUGGGCGCUGAAAGCCAGGGUAGAACAGAUGAUUGUACCGAAGAUACUCUGAAGUGAGGAAAACAAUUAAAAAUGAAAUCUUUUAAAAUGUA